CAAAGCAACUUUAAGUCUCGCUCCUUCUUAGUUCCCCGUUUUGAGCUGUCAGUUUUGAUUUAACAGCUCGCCAUUGCUGGGGUGAGCUGAACGGGGCGGGCCAGUCCAUCUUGUUUCCGUUCACCCUGCGUGUAGUUUCUCCUUUUCGGUCGAGUAAACUGCAAGAGGAAGAAAGGGAAAAACAACAACAAUGUUGCAGUCGGUGUUCUGCCGCUUGUCCAGGAUCCCCAGAGUGAGGAGAUACUCGGCGGCUGCGGCUAUUCCAGCUCCGUCCACUCAGCCGGACAUUCACUUCAACAAGAUUUUUAUUAAUAAUGAAUGGCAUGACGCUGUCAGUAAGAAAACAUUCCCCACCAUCAAUCCUACCACAGGGGAAAUCAUCUGUCAAGUUGCUGAAGGAGAUAAGGCUGACGUGGAGAAGGCAGUGAAGGCAGCAAAAGAUGCAUUUAAACUUGGAUCACCUUGGCGAUUAACAGAUGCAUCAGCAAGAGGGUUCCUUUUAAACCGCCUUGCUGACCUCAUUGAGCGUGACAAAGCAUACCUAGCGUCAUUGGAGACAUUGGAUAAUGGAAAACCAUACCACAUUGCCUAUGCGGUAGACCUAGAUUUGGUUAUUAAAUGUAUCAGGUACUAUGCAGGCUGGGCUGAUAAAUACCAUGGCAAAACUAUUCCCAUUGAUGGAGACUAUUUCUGCUAUACACGUCAUGAACCAGUUGGUGUGUGUGGUCAAAUCAUCCCGUGGAAUUUUCCAUUGGCAAUGCAGUCCUGGAAACUGGGACCAGCCUUAGCAACUGGAAAUGUGGUGGUGAUGAAACUGGCAGAGCAGACCCCACUAACGGCCCUCUAUGUGGCAAAUUUGAUCAAAGAGGCUGGGUUCCCACCAGGAGUAGUGAAUAUUAUUCCCGGCUAUGGACCAUCAGCUGGGGCAGCUAUUGCCGCGCAUAUGGAUGUGGAUAAAGUUGCAUUUACAGGAUCCACUGAGGUUGGCCAUCUUAUCCAGCAGGCUGCAGGGAAAAGUAAUUUGAAGAAGGUAACAUUGGAACUGGGUGGGAAAAGUCCGAACAUCAUUCUUUCCGACGCCGAUGUGAGCUUUGCCGUUGAGGAGGCCCACACUGCGCUAUUCUUUAACCAAGGACAAUGCUGCUGCGCUGGAACACGUACUUAUGUUCAAGAAGCCAUCUACGAUCAAUUUGUGGAGCAGAGUGUGGAGAGAGCAAAACGUCGUACAGUGGGAGAUCCAUUUGAUGCCAAGAAUGAGCAAGGGCCACAGGUGGAUGAAGAGCAAUUUAAUAAAAUUCUGGGAUACAUCAGUACUGGAAAAAAAGAAGGAGCCAAGCUACUCUGUGGAGGUGAAGUUGCAGCAGACCGUGGCUACUUUAUCCAGCCUACAGUGUUUGGAGAUGUGAAGGAUGAAAUGAGAAUUGCUAGAGAGGAGAUUUUUGGACCAGUGAUGCAGAUUCUGAAGUUUAAGACAUUGGAAGAGGUGAUUGAACGAGCAAACGAUACCAAAUAUGGACUUGCAGCUGCAGUUUUCACCAACGAUAUCAAUAAAGCUCAUUACAUCUCUCAUGGAUUACGCGUAGGAACUGUCUGGAUAAAUUGCUAUGAUAUAUUUGGGGCUCAAGCUCCAUUUGGUGGAUACAAAGCAUCAGGCACUGGACGGGAACUUGGAGAGGAUGGAUUAGCAGCGUACACAGAAGUGAAAACUGUGACAACUAAGGUACUUCAGAAGAAUUCCUAAACCCAUCCAUCCACUAACUUUAGAUGAACUUGUAGGCUUUUUAAGAAUGGAUUCAAAAGGAAGUGACACGUUUAAAAUGACUAAAUAACUCAUUAAUCAAAAACGAUGAUAUAAUCAUACUCACAAUCAAAAAC
This is a messenger RNA of Leucoraja erinaceus (little skate), 1875 nucleotides long. RefSeq names its product aldehyde dehydrogenase, mitochondrial-like. The transcript has 13 exons. Gene Ontology annotation, molecular function: aldehyde dehydrogenase (NAD+) activity. The record is from RefSeq and is a predicted model, not a curated record. NCBI's taxonomy places the organism in Eukaryota, Metazoa, Chordata, Chondrichthyes, Rajiformes, Rajidae. The coding region runs from base 191 to 1741 and encodes 516 amino acids.